UCCACCAGGCCAGGCGCGUCCCCGGCGUGCGAAAGCGAUCCCAAGCAGCCGCUGCGGUUUCCUUCGCCUGCACGCGAGUAGGAGGCAGGGCAGAGCCAAAGACAUGCCCGCGCCUUCGCCCCGGGGCUGCCAGUGGCGACCAACGGCGGCGGCGGCGCCUGUAGGAGCUGCAUCCCAGGCGGCGUCUAGCCCGAGCCUCGGCCGAGGAUGCUGCUGCUGCUGGUGGGGCUCGUGGCUGGGGCGCUGCUGAGCGCGGCCGGCGGGGCAGAGCUGAGCUUGCGACUGCGGGGUCAGCCCGUGCGGGAGGUCAGCCCGGCUUUCCUGUCCCUCACCCUGGAUGCCAGCCUGGCCACCGACCCCCGCUACAUCACCUUCCUGAGCUCUCUGAAGUUGCGGACAUUAGCAAGAGGCUUAUCGCCCGGCCUUCUGAGAUUUGGAGGCACCAAAACGGACUUCUUGAUCUUUGACCCCAAAAAGGGACCCACUUUUGAGGAGGAGAUCUUCUUAAGUUUGUUGGCAAAGCAAGAUGCUGCAGACCUUUGUGGGUUCAGACCUUCACCUCAGGACCUGAUAGAGCACCUGCAGUCACAAUGGCCCUUCCAGACGAUGCUCAUCCGUGGGGAGCUGGACAAGAAGAAACACAAAAACACCACUAUCACAAGAAGCACAUUGGACAUUCUGUACAACUUCGCACAGUGUUCAGACCUGCAUCUGAUCUUUGGGCUCAAUGCGUUGCUCCGGACACACAGUUCCCACUGGGACAGCUCGAAUGCUCGGUUCAUUUUGGAUUAUUGCGAUUCCCGGAACUAUGACAUAUCUUGGGAACUUGGGAAUGAGCCCAACAGCUUCAGGCUGAAGUCUGGGAUUCAUAUCGAUGGAUUCCAGUUAGGACAAGACUUCAUACAACUACAUCACCUUCUGAGCAACUACAGCCGCUACAGAAAUUCCAAACUCUAUGGCCCUGACGUAGGCAGACCUCGAAAGCAGACUCAGAAGUUGCUGAGGAGCUUUCUGAAAUCAGGAGGGAAAGUAAUUGAUUCCGUCACGUGGCAUCAUUACUAUGUGAAUGGACGAAGUGCUACCCGAGAGGAUUUCCUCAGUCCAGAUGUGAUGGAUACCUUCAUUGCAGACGUACAGGAUGUUCAGCAGAUUGUCGAUGCCACAAUACCAGGCAAGAAAGUGUGGCUGGGAGAGACAAGUUCAGCCUAUGGAGGUGGUGCUCCUCGACUGUCUAAUACAUACAUUGCUGGUUUUAUGUGGCUGGACAAACUAGGACUGUCUGCUAAGCUGGGUAUCGAUGUGGUCAUGAGACAGGUUUUUUUCGGAGCAGGAACAUACCAUUUGGUGGAUGCCAGCUUUGAACCUCUGCCAGAUUAUUGGCUAUCUUUGCUGUACAAGAAACUGGUGGGCCCCAAAGUCUUGGAUGUCAGCCUGACAGGAGAAGACCGCAAGAAACUUCGAGUGUAUCUUCACUGCACAAAUGAGCACCAUCCAAAAUACAGAGACGGUGAUGUAACCCUGUUUGCCUUAAACCUCUACAAUAGCACAAAAUACCUGCAGCUCCCCUCUUACCUCUCCAACAAGACAGUUGAUGAAUACCUUUUACGGCCUUAUGGAAGAGAAAACAUCCUUUCCAGGUCUGUUCAACUGAAUGGUCACAUCCUAAAAAUGUUGGAUGAUGAAACACUGCCAACACUCAGGGAGAAGCCACUUAGCCCAGGAAGCAGUCUUGGACUUCCUGCUUUUUCAUAUGGAUUUUUUGUAAUCCGAAAUGCCAAAGCUAUGGCUUGUAUUUAACCAGUGGAUGCACGUUACCAGAAUCCUGUUGAAGAUCAUGUCCUUGUAAGAACUUCUCCCAGGCAGUCCUGCCCCCAAAUUUGCAGAAACCAAGAGGCUUUGUCAUGAGCAUGAUAGUUUGGGAUUUGACUGAGGUUUGGUGUUCUUUCAUCCCUCCAGUUUUUUAAUGGUUCACUUGACAGCACUUUAUCAUCCUCUCUUCCUAUUGUCCACAGGGAUUCCCAUCAUUCUCAUACAAUCCCAGACUUUUGUCAUGUUCUGAGUGUCAAACUAGGAUCUGGGAGACCAGGGUUAACAUCCCUACAUCACAGGUUUUGAGGAGAAAAUGGAAAUGAGUGACCCAUGUAUGCCAUGUAAACUGUAGCGUGGGCGGCAUAAGUAGAUGAACGGAAAGUUAGGGGGCAAACAGGCCAGAUAGUCUACAAGCAUGAAAGUGUGGCAAGACCAAGGCAAUAGGAAUGAGCUAGCGGGUUUAUGACACAGACACGAAGCAUGAAAUGGGAGCAGCUGGCUCACAUGCCAGUAGGCUCAUUCUGUUGCUUUCUACAGGAGCUGCUAGAGGGCCAGAAUUAAAGAACUCAUCACUUUCAGGUGAAUUUGUAUUCCGAGGGAGGAAAGAGCCAAGAAACUCACUGAUAGGCUCUUCCAGCCAUAAGUAGCCUGAAGAACCCUGAGCUUCUGAGAGCUUGCAGGCUCAGCGGGUUGGCCAUGGUUAGUACUUGGAUGGGUGACUACCAAGGAAGACUAGGGUUGCUAUGCAGAGGCAGGCAACUAUAAAUCCCCUCUGCUCAUCUAUUUUGUUGAAAACUCCAUGAUGGGUUGCCAUAAAUUAGGAUUGACUUGACGGUACUUUUUCAUUAUUACUAUUAUCCAAGACACUGUGACUGUGUGUACAUAGCACAAUGAUCUGUUCUGCAAGAUAGGCAUCAUCUAAGCCAGUACCAAUGCUGAUUGCUGCCAGUUCAAACAUAUCAAAAGGAACAGCAAGAUAGGAAGAAAUCAUCACUCAAAAUGAAUGGCACAUACCAUGCAGCUGUGGACAAUUACACAUAGGGACUAUAAAAUGCACCAUUCUGACAAGAAUUAAAGAACAUGAAAGGCACUGCCAAUUAAUCCAGCCUGAGAUAUCAACAGCAACUGAACAUGAUCUAAAACAAGCUGGACACAGAAAUUCUUUAUAACUCCGACAGCUCCUAUGUCAGACUUCAUAGGGAAGGCACUGAAAUCCAUAAACACUGGGACAAUUUCAAUAAAAAGGAAGAGUCUGAAAAUCAACAAUACAGCUGGAGAACUUGAAAGUUUGCACACUGUAUUGGGUUGUUUUGGUUGGCCUGAAUAAAAUACGACAUAGCUUUUGGA
This is a messenger RNA of Sphaerodactylus townsendi, 3156 nucleotides long. RefSeq names its product heparanase (gene HPSE). The record is from RefSeq and is a predicted model, not a curated record. The transcript is spliced from 12 exons. Lineage: Eukaryota; Metazoa; Chordata; Lepidosauria; Squamata; Sphaerodactylidae. Gene Ontology annotation, cellular component: extracellular matrix; membrane. Bases 208 to 1797 code for a protein of 529 amino acids. Gene Ontology annotation, molecular function: hydrolase activity, acting on glycosyl bonds.